AUGGUAUUUUCCCAACCAGGUGAUUGGAAUAUUGGGGUGAUUAUUCCUGCUCAUGAAUUCUCCGAGAAAAGUAUGUGUAGCAGAAUUCCGCGACGUCUCACUAACCUUAAAAAAAUUGAAGCUAUUAAAUUUGCAGUCGAUGAGAUUAACAAGAGAAAAGAUAUUCUACCGAACACAACGUUGGGAUUUUAUAUAUUAGACGACUGUUCUAAGGAUACGACAGCCAUGGUGAGGGCUCUACAGUUUACACAGUCGUCGAAAUUGAACAAAGAACAACCUAAUGAGCUUAGUAGCUACGAUGUUAUAGGUGUUAUUGGGGCAGAGAGCAGUAGGAACACUGUUCAAAUAGCCGAUCUAUUGUCAUUGUUCAAGAUUCCAGUAAUCAGCUACGUAUCAACCAGUCCUCUACUUAGUGAUAAAGAUACAUAUCCAUUCUUCUCACGAAUCGUACCCUCGGAUUCCCUACAAGUAUCAGUUUUAAUGGACAUCAUCAUUAAGUUCAAUUGGAAUUAUGUUUCUAUAGUAUAUGAGGACGGAAGUUAUGGGAAUGAGAUUUACCAAGCCUUUAAGAAGUUGAUGAACCAAAAUAAAAAAUGUCUUGCAGUUAGUCGAGUCGUGAGAGGUGAAUUAACUCCAGACAAAGCAGAACGGAUCGUAAAGGAUUUGAAGUCAGCAGAUGGAGCUCGAGCAGUUGUCCUAGUACUGAUCACAAGUGAUGCUGUGAAGAUCUUUAAGACUGUCAAACGUUUGGGAUGCAGUAACCAUUUCACGUGGUUAGGAACAGAUGGUUGGGGGAGUAAUAUCAAUGACUACAAAGACGUUGAAGAUGUAGCCCUAGGUUCUUUAACAAUCGGAUUCCAUGGAGUAUUUGUUGAAAGACUUGAUAACCAUAUCAAACAUUUAACUCCGGCCAAUGCCACAUAUAAUCCAUGGUUUGACGCGUUCUUUGAAAGGAAUUUUGACUGCAAAUUUGGUCCAAUUGGAAAUGAAACAAAAUGUGACAGAUGGAAAAACCUUUCAGAAGGAUAUGCCCCAAGUUUUAUGCCUGGUUUCGUUAUGGAUGCAGUGUAUGCUUUUGCUUAUAGUUUAGAAAAAUCUUUGCAGAACUGUAAGGAUGCAGAUAUCAAAGAUUGUAUUAAAGGAAGACGUUUUUUAAAUGUUAUAAGGAAUACAUCUUUUGAAGGAGACAAUGGAAUGGUGGGUUUUGACGAAUUUGGAGAUGGUAAAUCUACCUAUGCGAUCAGAACCUUACGUGAAACAAAUGGCGGAUAUCAACUUGCAGUAAUUGGAGUAUGGGACACAGGAAAAAGAUUAUUUACUUAUUUUAAUACUAAAAACAUUACGUGGAAAUCAGGAUUUAGUAAUGGCGAUAAUCCACCUAGAUCUCAGUGUAGCAAGGAUUGUCCCCCUGGGUUCGCAGCCAUUCUCACCAAACCUCAAUGUUGUUGGUACUGUCAGCGAUGCCGUAACAAUGAAAGAUCGGUUAUGAUUGACCAGAAACUAGUAUGCGAAGUUUGUCCUGUGUUCUCAUGGCCAGAUAAUUCUAAAACAAGAUGCGCACCCAUUAAGAUAUCGAAGAUCUCUUACAACAAUGCAAUAGGGAUUUCAAUCAUGAUUGUUGUUAUUAUAAUGAUCACCGGAACAAUGACCUGUAUCGUCCUGUACAGCAAAACAAAUAACUUAAAAUCCCGAAAUAGAGAAUUAGUCUUUUUAAUCGCCAGUGGGAUCCUUGCGUCGAAUAUAGUAUCUGCGACUUUCCUGAUCUCUCCGUCAGAGUCAUCUUGUAACUUUAUACUUUUUGGAUUUCAUUUGAGUUUUACUUUGGUAUACAGCCCUUUCCUGUUGAAAGCAUAUAAAAUACACCACGCCGACAAGAAAGUUCCAGUGCUAGGGGAAGAAACACCACCGACUCCAGUUCGUAAUGUGGUAUAUUAUUGUUUCGUUGUCUGUAUUGAAGUGAGUAGAUUUCAGAAUUUUAGUGGGUUUUAUGGGGAGAGGAGGGGGUGCUAUAUACGAAUGACAAGAUUUUACCUAGUGUUUUUUUUUAUAAACUUAAAAUACCAUAUGAUUUGCUAA
Lottia gigantea (owl limpet) is the source of this 2076-nucleotide messenger RNA. RefSeq lists its product as hypothetical. The record is from RefSeq and is a predicted model, not a curated record. NCBI's taxonomy places the organism in Eukaryota, Metazoa, Mollusca, Gastropoda, Lottiidae. Gene Ontology annotation, molecular function: adenylate cyclase inhibiting G protein-coupled glutamate receptor activity. The coding region runs from base 1 to 2076 and encodes 691 amino acids. Gene Ontology annotation, cellular component: membrane. Gene Ontology annotation, biological process: G protein-coupled glutamate receptor signaling pathway; regulation of synaptic transmission, glutamatergic. The transcript has a single exon.